CUCUCUCUCUCUCUCUCUCUCUCUCUAGGGUUUAACACACACAUUCUCUCUUUCUGUAGUUCAUUCCGUUUGUUUCCUGCUCCGGGCUCUCUCUCUCUCUUUCUAGGGUUUAACACACACAUUCUAUCUCUGUAGUUCAUUCCGUUUGUUUCCUACACCGGGUCCAAUUUCCCCAGUUUAGCAAACACGCGUACGCAUUCUCUCUAUCUCUCACCCUCUCUCUAUCUAUCUGUGCGUGCGGGGAAUUGUGUUCGAGAGACUUGAACCUAAUGGGCAAGCAAAGCUUUGGAAGAAAACAAGGAUUCAAGAGACUCAAACCACAUAAGGAAUCCGGUAAAACCAGAAAAAACAGGCGUACAAAGGAUGAGAUUGAGCACAGACCCUCCCCAAGCGAUUCAGGGGAUUCCUCCGAGGAACAUUCGAACGCUGCUUCUGAAGAAGAAGAGGCAGCAGCAGCCAAAGAGGAAGAAGUAGCGUAUAGAGAGCCGACCAUGUACGAUCACUUGUUAAAGACGCUUUCGGGUAGCCAAUCCUUCGCAAAGGCGUAUAAAAAGAGACAAAGAGAAGAAGAAGGCAAAAGUGACACGGAAGAAGAUUCAGGGAGUGAAUUAGAAUCUCUUCGUGCAUCAGAGGAAGAGGAUGAUUCCAAUGAAGGAACUGACAAGGAGUCUCCAGGAAGUCUUGAUUUGAAAAGUAAUCCACAAGGCUCUGGUUUGGUGGGUGAGCAUAGCGACAAUGUUGGUGAUGAAGAUGAAAGCUGUUCUGAGAUAGAUGAAGCACGUGAUUUGGAAGUUAAUGAUCAUUCAGCUCUCGAGGUAUCGGUCAGUUCCUUCAAUGAUCACUUGGGGCACAAGUUAUCGGAAACAGAGUGUGAUAAUCUAUCAAAGAGAAAAUGGAAAUAUAAAUGGGAGAUCCCUGCAUCUGACAUACCGAAUUGCAAGUGGAUGGGGACAGGAGAUUGUCUUACAAAGGAUGUUGACCUGAGCUCAGGCUAUAGUCUUAAGCUAAGAUUAUAUAAGCAUUGGUUGCACAUCUACAAGGCAUCUGGAGGCAAUGAUUUUCAUCUAUCCAGACAGAGAAAUUUCUUCUCCCUUUUCAACAGCUAUCGGGAUAUACUGCACCAUAGCAAGAAGCCGUUUUAUCUGAAAGGCAUGGAAGAAGACUCAAAUGUCAUGGAUGCAUAUUUAAUGCAUUCUCUGAAUCAUAUAUUCAGAACUGGAGAUCUAGUGACAAAGAAUAAUGCCAAGGUGGCGAAACAUCAAGAAAGUGCAGAUGAGCUACUUAAUGGAGACUGCUUUCUUGACCAGGGGUUCACUCGUCCUAAGGUUUUGAUCGUCUUGCCCCUUGCAAGCGUUGCAUUUCGUGUAAUAAAGAGGCUGAUACAAUUGACCCCCCCUACACAUAAGGUUAAUGUGGAGAACCUUGAUCGCUUCUCUGAUGAGUUUGGAACUGGAGUGGCUUAUAACAAUGAGGACAACGAAGGCGAUGUUAUUGGAAAUUUGAAAUCUCAGAAGACUUCAAAGCCUUCUGAUUUUCAAGCUCUAUUUGGUGGGAAUAACAAUGACCAUUUCAUGAUAGGCAUUAAGUUUACGAGGAGGAGUAUUAAAUUGUUUGGUGAUUUCUACUCAUCGGACAUGAUUGUUGCCUCUCCUCUUGGCUUAGUCACGAAAAUUGGGAAGGCCGAGGUAGAGAAGGAAAAAGACGUUGAUUAUCUUUCUUCUAUAGAGGUUUUAAUAAUUGAUCAUGCAGAUGUGAUAGCAAUGCAGAAUUGGUCCCAUGUAAAUACAGUUAUUGGGAAAUUGAACCACAUACCAUCUAAGCAGCAUGCAACUGAUAUAAUGCGCAUUAGACAAUGGUACUUAGAUGGACAUGCACAGUUCUAUCGGCAAACAAUAAUUUUGGGGUCUUAUUUAAAUCCAGAAAUCAAUGGGUUAUUCAAUCAUCAUUGUGUUAACUACCAAGGAAAGGUAAAGUUGGUAUGUGAGCAUAAAGGUGUUCUUCCCAAAGUGUUACUUCAAGUACGACAGAUUUAUGAGCGAUUUGAUGCAGAAUCCGCAGUUGAUGUUGAUGAUGCUCGUCUUGAAUAUUUUGCUAAGAAGGUGUUUCCCAAGAUAAAAGAUUCCGUUCAGGGCGGGAUUAUGCUAUUUAUUAGUUCUUACUUCGAGUUUGUUCGGGUUCGAAAUUUCUUGAGGUCACAAGAUGCAUCCUUUUGUCUGUUGGGGGAGUACACAAAACAGAGUGAUAUUUCUCGUGCACGCGUUUGGUUUUUCCAAGGGAGCAGGAAGAUCAUGCUUUACACUGAGAGAGCUCAUUUCUACCACAGAUAUAAGGUCCGUGGUAUUCAGAACUUAAUUAUCUAUUCUCUUCCAGAAAGGAAAGAAUUUUACCCUGAGGUUGUCAAUAUGCUUGAAGGCUCCCAUAGCAUGACAUGCACCGUACUUUUUUCUCGUUUUGAUCAGCUCCGGCUGGAGAGGAUUGUUGGAACAGCCCCUGCAAAAAGGAUGGCGACAUCAGAGAAGGGUGUCUUCGUUUUCUGUUAGAAAAUUUCUCCUGGUUCAAGUUUAAAUUAUCUGGCAAUUAAAAAUGGCUAGUUUAUAUAUGAGAAAUUACACGCCAGUCUCUGUUUUUGAGUCUGUACUUUUUUCUCUGUUGUUGAGAAAUUGCUAGGUGUUUUGUCUCUCAAUUUUGUUUUUGUAGGUAAUAUUUAAGUUUUGCUUUGAGUUGUCCUUUACAUGACAAGAAGCUCCUGUUACAACUUAAUUCUGGUAAUGAAAUGUUUGAAGGCAUUUUCUUAUAUGUAAUUUAGUCAGUCAGAUUGAGUAUGUUCGCAGAUUCUUGAAAUUUUGGAUUUAAUAGGAAUUAUGCUUAUUAGCUUUGUCA
This is a messenger RNA of Rhododendron vialii, 2880 nucleotides long. Its product is annotated as protein NUCLEOLAR FACTOR 1. The record is from RefSeq and is a predicted model, not a curated record. Gene Ontology annotation, molecular function: rRNA binding; U3 snoRNA binding. Gene Ontology annotation, cellular component: small-subunit processome; nucleolus. Lineage: Eukaryota; Viridiplantae; Streptophyta; Magnoliopsida; Ericales; Ericaceae. The transcript has 25 exons. Bases 270 to 2540 code for a protein of 756 amino acids. Gene Ontology annotation, biological process: maturation of SSU-rRNA from tricistronic rRNA transcript (SSU-rRNA, 5.8S rRNA, LSU-rRNA).